Thrips palmi is the source of this 1535-nucleotide messenger RNA. It is a transcript of the gene Non2, whose product is annotated as upstream activation factor subunit spp27. NCBI's taxonomy places the organism in Eukaryota, Metazoa, Arthropoda, Insecta, Thysanoptera, Thripidae. The transcript is spliced from 5 exons. Bases 114 to 869 code for a protein of 251 amino acids. The record is from RefSeq and is a predicted model, not a curated record. Gene Ontology annotation, cellular component: nucleus.
UGUGAUUGCGCCUCGCGUCCGCGUCGUUUCCCUUGUUCCUCGUUCCCCAGCUCAUUCGUCGCUCAACCUCCAACAGUUGGUUAUCCUGCUCAUCUCCUCUUCACACAGUCAAAAUGGCAGACAUCUCUCAGAAGGAGCUCCGUGAGGAGAUUACCGCCAUCCUUAAGGAUGCUGACCUUAACACAACAUCAGCCAAGAAGGUUCGUCAACAAAUUGAAAAGAAAUUGGGCAUCGACCUUAACGAACGCAAAAAGGAGGUAGAUGACCUCGUGAUGGAGUGCCUCCAGGAGAAGCAGGAUGAGAACAAGGAUGAUGAAGAGGAGGAGGAAGAGGAAGAAGAAGAGGAGGAGGAAGAAUCUGAAGAAGAGAAGAAGCCCAAGAAGCGAAGUGCUCCUAAGAAGCAGCCUGCCAAGAGAAAGAAGGGCAGUGACAGUGAGAGCGAGGAUGAUGAUGAGGCAAGUGAUGAGGAAUACAGCCCCAAAAAGAAGGCCUCCCCCAAGAAGGGUGCCAAAGGCGCUGCUGCUAAGAAGUCCAAGGGUUCUGAUGACAGUGAUGACGACUGGAAGCAGCCCAAGAAGAAGGCUGCUGCCAAGAAGGCUGCACCUGCUGCUGGUGGCAAGAAGGGUGGUGGUGGUUUCACCAAGGUCUACAAUCUCUCUCCUGAGUUGGCUGCUGUUGUGGGCUCAGAGACUAUGGCCCGACCAGAGGUUGUCAAGAAAGUGUGGGCCAUCAUCAAGGAACGCAACCUUUAUGACCCCAAGAACAAGCAGUUUGCCAUCUGUGAUGACCAGAUGAUGAAGGUAUUUAAGGUGAAGCGUUUCCGCACUUUUGGUAUGAUGAAGUACCUGAAAGAGCACUUCCUGGACUAGAUCUUUCCACUCAUUUUCGACUUGCUUGUGAUUGAGGUUUUAAUUGUGAGAAAGGAUUUCCGGUGUAGAAUCAUGUUUGACAGGGAGAUGGUGUAUUAUUGACUCCCACUUUUAAUUUCAUUGUUCAAAUCAUAAUGAAUUUGCAUUUCAUGAAACCUAAUGUAGCCAAUACAGCUGCACUUUCAUUUUCUGUUUUAUCUAUAUAGAUAUGUACAAUUUUAGAAUAUUUAUUAAUCUUUCACAUAAACUUAAAAAUGACAGUGACAAUUGGUUUAGAGUUCGAGUGAUGAGAUAGUUGCAUCACAACUUGAAGGUGUGAGUGAGGUCAUAUUUUAUUUAUAUCACAGCCAAUCCAUGCUGCAUGUGGGGGUUCUUCUUGUGUUUUUACUGAGGUCCUCUUGCCUGACUUGGUUUUCUUUUCCUCCCAUGCUGGUUUGUUUAUAUUUUCUUUCCAUGUUGGAGUGAGAUACUUAAUUGUUUUUUUUUUUUUUAAUUUUUUUUUGUUUGCUCUUAGCAAAAGUUUUUCAUACCUGAUAUUGUACCUUAAGUGAAUUGUAAGGUAUGGUUUGACACCAGUACCACUUUGUCUGAAUGUGCACACCAUUCAGUCUGUAGCAGUUUUGUCAUAAUUCUGAAUCUUCAUUAAAUACAGAUCUCAACAUCUUA